This is a messenger RNA of Cyanidioschyzon merolae strain 10D, 2055 nucleotides long. RefSeq lists its product as hypothetical. NCBI's taxonomy places the organism in Eukaryota, Rhodophyta, Bangiophyceae, Cyanidiales, Cyanidiaceae. The transcript has a single exon. The coding region runs from base 1 to 2055 and encodes 684 amino acids. The record is from RefSeq and is a predicted model, not a curated record.
AUGCCGCUGACUGACCCCGGUACGAAUGGACUGCACCUCAUUAGCGCGUUGCGGGUUGCACCCGUGCCUGUUUGGCUCCAGCUGUGUGUGCUGUCAUUUGCAGCGUACCACACGCUGGUGUUGCUCGGGAUGUUGCUGACGGGGCGCGGCUGCUCGACCUUACGGUACCGACGGGUGUUUCAGUUUUGGAUCGUUUACGGCUUCAGUAAGUUGUGCACCGGAGCAAUUCGUGAGCUCUUUCGAAUCUUGUGGCUCGUGACGACCUGGGGCUCGAACACCGCUCACUUGUCGGGAAGUGACCUGCUCGUUCGUCGCCUGGUCCGAGCGCAUUCCUGGCUCGAAGCGCUUAUUCUGAUGUUUCUCGUUUUCCCGCUGCACCGCGGGUUAGCAGAUACAUUGGCACCUUUGCUCUUUUUUGGCGGCACUUACCAAGUUGAACCCGCGCGUCGAGCGAACAGUGGAGCGGAAACACGCGCAUCGCCGCUUUCCGCGCAUACGUCCGCAACGAACAGCCCCGGUGCACGGUCGCAUAGCGUUGGCAACGUUGAAGGAACCUCCUUUCGAAAUCGAAGCUGGUUUCCGCGUGCAAGUCGCCUUCGUCACCGAUCGGGGUACUGGGCGUCAGCCGCAUCGCCGCUCUUCGAGUGCGCGGCCUUGGUGUACCAAAACUUGUUACUACCAAACCUGGAAACCUGGGAACCAGAAAUAGACCUUUUUCUAGGGCGUGUGCAGGCACAGCUACGCCAGUCACGGCUUGCGUUCAAAGAGUUGCUCUGUUUCGCUUUGGCGUGGAUGCUCGCCCGUAGCGGCAACGCAGCAGAGGCCGCCAUGCUCGGGAACGCUGCCCUGCACGGAGCCCAGAUCGGCCUUGCGGAGCGGCUAGCGCGCGUUCGCCGUGUCGCUGCUGCGUGGCUCGAACGGGAUCACCAUCUCGAGGCGCUGUAUCGAGGUGAAUAUCGAGAUCGACGCGGACACGUGUACGCACGGCAUGCCGUUGAAGGGAUGCAUGUCACCGGUGCCGCUGCUGCUGCUGCUGCUGCUGAUGGUACUGAUGCUGCUGCUGUGCGUGAGCGGUGCACGCAUGCUGAUACGCGGGAAGUGCACGGAGGCGAUGCCCGCUCGAGGCAGCGCUUGUCGUCUGCUGAGCGCGCUACACGGGUUCAUGCUGGGGACUCCGAGGCGAAUGUCCGUGAUGGAGCCAUAUAUCGGGGAACUUCGAAGCAAUGGACACCUGGUUCACCGGCUGGAGCGUCUGGUCGCGUUGUUGAGCGUUUCGAACUUGGCAAGGAGCCCGACAGCGAUCAUGUGUUGGACACUGAGCCAGAGCACGCACAGUCAAGUGCAGUUGUUGACGCACGUUCCAGAGCGGUGCAUGUUAUGUCUGUGACGGAAUUAGAAUCCAUGAAAGAAGCUCGGUUUCCUCGUUUGCUUGCACCGAAAAUGGAACCAGAGCGAUUUCCAUAUGCGUGGUGCUCCGCAGACGAAGCAGCCAUCAGGCAAAUGUACGCAGCGGAUGAGAUCGUGCGCAUGCCGCGCUCGUGCCGAUACGGAGCCGCUCUGGGGCCGUCAUCAUCGGUACUGCUGCCGUCGCAGGCACCACGGUCGGCGGUGGGGGUUCAGCGCUCGCGUGCGAGCGGCUGGUGGCAGACCCUCGUCACCGCAUUCCAUGCGGGUGUCCGCAACUCCACAACGCACACGAAUCGUGAUGAUGAUGAUGAUGGUGAUGACGGUGCUUGUGCAUUCGCGGGUCAGGUGGAUGACGGGACGCAGUGUCCACCACCGGCCUCGAAAGCGGGUGAAGCGGGCGCGCCGGCAUUACGAGGUCUUUCUGAGACUGAUUUUGGCCAAAUCAGCUCAGAAGGAGCUCAUCCAAAUGCAGCGCUCCAUGGCUCCAUGCUUCUACACAGACCAGGGGCGUACAAAGCGACUUUCCUCAAUGAGUCCAGAUCCUGUUAUCUGCAAUCUCGGACGCGAACGUAUGAACGCAUCCGAGCGCUGCGGAGACAGCUGCAAAUGCAGCGUCAGCAGCGAACAGCUGAUGCCAUCAGCACCUAG